Messenger RNA from Cryphonectria parasitica EP155, 1071 nucleotides. RefSeq names its product family 93 glycoside hydrolase. Bases 1 to 1071 code for a protein of 356 amino acids. The record is from RefSeq and is a predicted model, not a curated record. The transcript has 3 exons. Lineage: Eukaryota; Fungi; Ascomycota; Sordariomycetes; Diaporthales; Cryphonectriaceae.
AUGGUCUCCCUCAAGAGCCUCACUCUCCUCUUCACGGACCCGCGUGUCCUCUAUGCGCGCACGGUCGAGCUCACCCUGUCGGACAACAUCCUCCUCGCCACGUGGGAAAACUACUCCCCCGAGCCUCCACCAGUGUACUUCCCGAUCUACCGGUCGACAGACCACGGCGCGACCUGGAAGCACAUCUCCAACUGCACCGACCAGGUCAACGGCUGGGGCCUGCGGUACCAACCUUUCCUGUACGAGCUUCCCGUCGACUAUGCUGGCUUCGACAAGGGGACUGUUCUGCUCGCGGGGAACAGCAUACCGACGAACUUGAGCAACACGCAGAUCGAUCUGUAUGCGAGCCGGGACAAAGGAGAGACUUGGGAGUUUGUGAGCCAUGUUGCGGCUGGGGGCGAGGCUUUGCCGGAUAAUGGGCUGACGCCUGUCUGGGAGCCUUUUAUUAUGAUGUACGACAACCAAGUCAUCAUCUACUACUCGGACCAGCGCCUCAACGCAACCUACGGCCAGCGCCUGGUGCACCAGACCAGCACCGACCUCCGCAACUGGGGCUCCGUCGUCCCAGACGUCGAAUACCCCGUCUACACCGACCGCCCCGGCAUGACCACCGUCACGCAGCUGCCCAGCGGCGACUACAUAAUGACCUACGAGUGGGGCCACUACACCAACGUCACGGCGGGCACCUACCUCUUCCCCGUUACCUACCGCAUCAACGCCAACCCGCUACGGUUCAACGAGUCCGUCGGUCAGCCCAUCGUGGCCGCCAACACAGGCAACGUCCCGCUCGGGUCGCCCUACAUCACGUGGAGCUCGGUCGGCGGCGAGAACGGGACCAUCAUCGUGAGCUCGGGCGGGGCCAGCACGGUGUUCACCAAUACCAAGCUUGGGGAUCCCAGUGCCUGGGAGGAGAAGGAGACGACGGCGCCGACGAGCUAUACGCGGCACCUGCGGGUGUUCAAGGAGAACCAGGAUCGGUUGUUGAUUAUGGGGGGUGGGGCGUUGCCGCCGAGCACGACGAAUAAUGUGAGCUUGUCGAUUUUGAGUAUAGAAGGGUUGCAGAGUGCAUAG